This is a messenger RNA of Asparagus officinalis (garden asparagus), 779 nucleotides long. Its product is annotated as histidine-containing phosphotransfer protein 1. Bases 149 to 604 code for a protein of 151 amino acids. Gene Ontology annotation, cellular component: cytoplasm; nucleus. Gene Ontology annotation, biological process: cytokinin-activated signaling pathway; phosphorelay signal transduction system; phosphorylation. The transcript is spliced from 6 exons. Lineage: Eukaryota; Viridiplantae; Streptophyta; Magnoliopsida; Asparagales; Asparagaceae. The record is from RefSeq and is a predicted model, not a curated record. Gene Ontology annotation, molecular function: histidine phosphotransfer kinase activity; protein histidine kinase binding.
GAGUUGGAAAGCAAAGUUAAUUUAUAGCGGACACUUUAUUACUUUCAUGCCCAAUAAGUUCCCUUUUGGAAAAAGUACCAUUUAUUCUUACUUAUCUCUAGCUUCUACAUAGAAGGUCAAUUGCAGGAGAGUACAGGGGAGGAGAGUGAUGGAUGUGAGCCAGUUGCAGAGAAGUUGGGUUGAGUUCUUAACAGCCCUCUUCAAUGAGGGAUUUCUUGAUUCCCAGUUCAACCAACUUCUGCAACUGCAAGAUGAGAGCAACCCGAAUUUCGUUGCAGAGGUUGUGACUGAUUUCUUUCAUGAUUCCGAGAGGCUUCUCAAUGAGUUAACUGGGGUCCUAGAUCAGCAGAUUGUAGAUUUCAAGAAGGUGGAUUCCCAUGUUCACCAGUUGAAGGGAAGCAGUGCUAGCAUAGGUGUAGAGAGGGUGAAGAACAUGUGCAUUGCCUUCAAAGCCUUUUGUGAGGAGAGUAACAGAGAAGGCAGAUGCCUGAGAUGUCUACACCAAGUUAAGCAAGAGUACUUUCUAGUGAAGGACAAGCUUCAAACUCUAUUCAUGCUGGAACAGCAAAUUGUCGCAGCUGGUGGGUCACCUCCAUUGAUGUAGCAAUCAUGUGGUACUUCGCAAGCUAAGGUUGCCAAUUAUGUUGUGGUUGUAUAGAGGACCUUGCCCUUUUGUUGCUUGAAUUUUGCCAUCUGUUUUGUACCCUUUUAAUUUUUUUUUGUCGUUUGUCGAAGUAUUAGCUGUUCCAGAGUUCUGAAAUUGAUUGAGAUUUACUAAA